Messenger RNA from Strongylocentrotus purpuratus (purple sea urchin), 1319 nucleotides. RefSeq names its product methyltransferase N6AMT1 (gene n6amt1). NCBI's taxonomy places the organism in Eukaryota, Metazoa, Echinodermata, Echinoidea, Camarodonta, Strongylocentrotidae. Gene Ontology annotation, molecular function: S-adenosylmethionine-dependent methyltransferase activity; protein methyltransferase activity; nucleic acid binding. The record is from RefSeq and is a predicted model, not a curated record. Gene Ontology annotation, cellular component: eRF1 methyltransferase complex. The transcript has 6 exons. Gene Ontology annotation, biological process: methylation. Bases 201 to 866 code for a protein of 221 amino acids.
UUGACCAACGAACUCCCACGAAACGAGUGCUCUGAUUGGCCAUUGGCUAUGUUUUGGUAGGUUGAACCGGAAAUAUAUCGGCCGCCGGGUAAUAGUUUGAAUGCAUGAACCUACUGCUUCGCGGUUCUGAGAUAAAAUUGGAUAACUCAUAUUAAUAAGGGAAACAUCACAUUACCAGUAGGACCAGAUAGAAGAGAUAGAUGGAUUCCAAGUAUGAAGUAAAGACUCCAGACUUCUCUCAUCUCACAUCUGCUGACUUUGAGCAUGUCUAUGAGCCAGCUGAAGACACAUUCCUUCUCUUAGACAGUCUCCAAGAAGAAGCAUCUUUCAUUCAACAUAUGAAGCCAUCUGUCUGUGUUGAAGUUGGAUGUGGAUCAGGGGUUGUGAUAACUGCUCUCUCAAAGCUUUUAAACCAGUCAGCGUUAUGCAUUGCAACAGACAGGAAUCCCUAUGCUGCACUUUGUACUCAGAGGACUGCAAAACAAAAUUCAUGUCAUGUUGAGGUGAUGAACUGUGACCUCUUGACCCCAUUGGAAAGAAGGCUCCAAGGAUCAGUGGAUAUUCUUAUAUUCAAUCCUCCUUAUGUUGUGACCCCAUCAGAAGAGAUCAAGAGCAAUGGCAUUGAAGCCUCCUGGGCUGGAGGGGCAGAUGGACGUGAGGUAACAGAUAGACUGCUUCCUCUUAUACCUAAACUACUCUCACCUCAGGGAGUCAUGUAUCUUAUAGCCAUCAGAGAGAACAAGCCAAAGGAGUUGAUGUCCUGGAUAUCCUCACUGGGCUUUAAAUCCACUGUGGUCCUGGCAAGAAGAGCUGGUCCAGAACACCUCUCUGUCCUCAAGUUUUAUAGAGAUUCAUCAGUGAGAUGAGUGUCAUUACCUAGUAUAAAGACUCAGACUCUAUUAUUCCAUGAAGCCUGAAGCCUUGGCUAAGUUGGUCAUUCUCUAGCUGUAUCAGGAGCAGCUAAGUAUAAGGGCUAGAGAGUAUAGUCUAACAAGUCAUACAGUUCAGACCCUUAUGUAUGCAUUAUGAACAACGGAUCUGUGCUUGUCACUUAGUCAUCACUUGGCAAAGUUGGCAAACUAUGACCAGUCUUUGUAUGUUUAUAAAUGAGAUGGGUUGGAACACCACCCUGAUCGGAUGUGAAGGUGAAAACCUGUUGGUUGUGAUCCAUUUUUUAUCCAAAUCUUAUGCCUGUAUAAUUGCUACACAUUGUUCAUCUAUUAACUCUCCUUCUACUCUUCCAGAUUGUAUGCAGUUACAAACCCAAAAGAGGGCCGAAUAGUUGUACCCCCACAAUUGGGUGGCCAACUGGUGUAAAA